Messenger RNA from Paramacrobiotus metropolitanus, 2843 nucleotides. RefSeq lists its product as uncharacterized. NCBI's taxonomy places the organism in Eukaryota, Metazoa, Tardigrada, Eutardigrada, Parachela, Macrobiotidae. Gene Ontology annotation, molecular function: ATP binding; protein kinase activity; protein binding. Bases 1 to 2472 code for a protein of 823 amino acids. The record is from RefSeq and is a predicted model, not a curated record. Gene Ontology annotation, biological process: protein phosphorylation. The transcript has 9 exons.
AUGCAAUCCGGAAAAGAUAUUGGCACAUGGGAAGUGUGCGAAAGCCGCAAUUCCCGUGGACAUAGCGACGACGAGGAUGACGAUGAUGAUGAUGACACCAUCGAACUAGAAAAAAUGCGUAGCGAUCUGACCCUGUUGCACCAGGCAGCUUUGAAGGAGGACGCAAAGGAAGUUGAAGAGCUCCUAAAAAACCAACCCACCAUGGUUAACGCCAAAGUAGCUGGGUUAACACCGAUUAUGCUGGCCGUCAACGGGCGUAAUCCCGGAAUCGUCCAGCUUCUGGCUGGCGCUGUCGAUGCGGACAUCAACAUACUGUCCACUGGGUUCAAACAAGCGACUGCCUUAAUGCUAGCUGCUUCUGCCACCGGCUGCGCGGAGGAAUCGCAGCGUGCAGCUAUAAUCAGUGCCAUCCUUUUCCAACCGCAGUGUGAUGUCACCCUGAAGAACAGCGAUGGCCUUACAGCACUUGCUCUAGCGGCAAAAUUUGGCCAUCAAGAAGCCGUGGAAUGUCUGCUGGCUAAUGAGCGCGUAAACCGUUAUCCUCUGGACGAUAUCUGGCGUAGUGUGCAGCUGGCGUUAGCAUCGGGGCACGGUGAAGUAGCACAAUGUAUUUACAAUGAAAUUGAAGGUGCUCGUGAGGCAGAGAUUCAAAAUCGAUUGGAGCGCAGCCAGCAACAAGAAGAACCAGGUGAAGAAGAACGGCUGCGACAGCUACUGAAAGAAUGCAAAGAAACCGCAAAAUCAUUGAAACGCACUGUUAAACGGCUGCGUUUGGGAAAGCCAACCGUGGGCAGCGUCGUUACAGUCCGCAGCAAUGAAUCGCUGGCCAAAACGAAGCAAAGCGAGCAUAAUCUGAAAAUGCUUCCGGAACUAUCCGGUUGCAGCGGAAUAAUUGAGUUCAUGACAGCGGCUGGAGUCGCUGAGGUCACUUUGUUCAACGGACCCAGUACUGCCCCAAAAGUCGCCCUGUGCCAUCCUGACAUUCUUAAAGUCGUUUCGCGAGAUGGUUAUCAUUGUGUGGAUGCUGAUGGGCAGCCACUGGCACGACAUGAUAUAGUUCGAAUCACUACCGACGUGGAUCUUAUCAACAAGGUUUGUGGUAUCGUAACUGAUAAAUACCGAUCCUCUCUGGGAAAGUUCGCCGAUGUGGUAUUUUUCGAUGUUGACGGCGACGUUUAUGUCAGCGUCGGAGAAAACGCCAUGGUCUUCAAUCCAUUAGCCUUAAAGAAAAUUUUCACAGUUACGUGUGGGGACAAUUCAUCUGUAAAGAUUGGCGAUGAGGUUACGAUAAUUCACUCGAAAUCGAAAUUUCGAGAACUGCAAACCGAUGAAUUUGGAAGCUGGGCAGAUGAAAUGUCGGAACUUAUCGGAACACCGCUGACUGUUUGUAAAUUCCAUACAUCCACUGAAAGCGAUCCAAAAUGCAUCCUAGAAGUUAAAGGCACUAGUUCCAGAAAGUUCCGUGUAAAUCCCCAGGCAGUUGGUUUAAAUCCCGGUCACGCUUCCGAAGAGCUGCGUACUCCUGAGAUACCGGUUGGCACCGCAUCACCAGGUUCCAGCAGAUCUUCUGUACCGGAUCUACUGCCCCUUUCCGGUUUUGCUCCUAAGCACGGAGAACUCCAGAAAAUUAAAUGGGGCGACAUAAAACUGGAAAAAGUGCUUGGUAGUGGAAAUUUCGGACAAGUUUUCCUAGCUCAGUGGGGAGCAACCAAAUGCGCAGUAAAGAAAAUUGCUGCAAGAGGUCUUGUUCAAGGGUACGAAGAGCAACGCAUUCUGGACGAGGCCACACUCCACAAUCGCUUAACACAUCCCUGCGUGGUCCAGUUUCUUGGCAUUGCACUGGCACAGACGGACAUUUUGCUCGUGAUGAAGUUUAUUGACGGUUUCGACCUAGAGCAGAUACUUUUUGGAGGAAAAAUGGAGCUGAACAACGAGGAAAGGCGAGCACUGUGCCUGCAGAUCGCGGAUGUAAUGAGAUAUUUUCACGAUGACGCUGGUGUUGUUCAUCAAGACAUAAAGCCUAGCAACGUAUUGGUUGAUUUGCUAACGAAGCAAGCACAUAUUACGGACUUUGGAAUUAGUCGAAUGAGCGGCUACUCUUCUGGCGACCUUAUAGAGCAUUCUAUGAAGCACUUCACGUCACAUAUGAGCGGAUCUUUUUACUAUAUGGCGCCCGAGCUGUUGGUUCCAUCUCCCACUGAUAAAACCAAGUUUCCGCAGCAUAAUCGAGCUUCGGAUGUUUAUGCAUUGGCAAUGACCCUUGUAGAGAUUUUAAUCGACACCCAUAUUUUGGACGCCCCGGAUAUAAUCACUGUAAUGAAAGUAAAAAGCCAUUCGGUCAUCCCUGGUACACUUGAACAGGUGCCACCGGCAUACCGCGACAUCCUGAAACAGUGCCUUGAACCAGAUCCUACACAAAGGCCGCGCGCCAAAACGGUCGCAGAAUCGUUUGCCCAACGACAGGACGAUUAGAGGAUGAUCCGGCGAUGAAACGGCCUGCGAUUGCAACUUUCAUGAGUCAACGGGGUUUUGUCUGUCUGGACUGUUCAAGCUCCACUUCCGGAUAAUUCUGGCACUUAUUACGUAGGAUGUGCGCUACAUGUGACCGGCAUUUUGAUUAGUAAUUUAAUCAGGACAUCGUGAAAUUUCUUUUUUUGGUAAUUAUUGCUUGCAAUGGCUCGUUUUGGAUCUUGUGUCCGACUCUCCUGUGUUAAGACUCACUCACUAAUUCACCUUGUCUGCUACGGCUACUGCCGUCGUCCGUUUAUUCUGGCUAAAUACCGGAUUUAUAUACACUAACUAUCUGUAGAUCAGAUCAACGAACGGAUCAGAUCAAGGCUGAA